Molecule: messenger RNA, 927 nt
Organism: Guillardia theta CCMP2712
Lineage: Eukaryota; Cryptophyceae; Pyrenomonadales; Geminigeraceae
Exons: 4
Coding region: 1-927 (308 amino acids)
Molecular function (GO): NAD+ binding
Source: RefSeq, a predicted model, not a curated record
AUGCCAGCAGACUUCGGAGCAAGCUCUUACGCAAGCAGGUUGACUCCUCGUACGGAGAAGGGAGGAGGGCUGGGCCUUCCAGAGCAUGCGGAGGAAGAGGAGAUAACAGCAUCCAAGAUCUUGAAACUCGCCGACUUGAUCAGAACCUCGAAGAAGUGCGUGGUGCUGACAGGCGCUGGGAUCUCAACGAGUGCGGGCGUCUCUGACUUCCGAGGGCCCAAUGGAGUUUGGACGGCAGAGAAGAAAGGAAUUCCUCCUCCAGCUUCGAGAAGCUUUGAGACUGUUCAGCCGACCCUGACGCAUAUGGCGUUGUUGGGGUUAGUGCAAGCGAAGAUGAAUGUGGAUGGCCUUCAUCUUCGAUCGGGUCUACCUCGUGAGAACCUAGCAGAGCUACACGGCAACCUCUUCAUCGAGUCCUGCGAGAUCUGCGGAUGGGAGUACCUGAGAGACUUCGAUGUCGGAGGAAUCAGCUUUAGCAAGACAGGGAGGGAGUGCGAGCGGCCGGGCUGCGGUGGUGCCUUGCGCAACAACUUGCUGGACUGGGAGGACGCUUUGCCGGAGCAGGAGUUUCAGGCGGCUGAGGAUGCCCUGCGGUCGAGCGACCUGUGCAUCUGCAUGGGAACUUCGCUGAGGAUCCGUCCUGCCUCGGAGCUCCCGCUCAUCACGGUGAAGAAUGGCGGGAAGCUCGUCCUGUGCAACCUGCAGAAGACGCCCAAGGACAGGCACGCCUGCCUCAAGGUCCACGCGCCUAUCGAUGAGGUCAUGCGCGGGGUCAUGGCGGUCCUGGGCGUUAGGAUACCCAAGCUGUACAUAAGACUGACGACUGUCAAGAAGAUGUCAAAGUCAAAGAGGAAGGAACUGGUAGGGAUACGGACGAGGAGAGAGCCGUUAAGGAGAAAGAAGGCGGAGAAUCAUCGAGCCCAGUAA